GUUCAACUAUUUUCCCCCUCAUUAUCAUACCACAAAAAACAACAACAAUCAAUUCGUGCCAAAAUGCCUACCGUCAUCCAUCUGAGAGCCGAUACCAAGCCGUUUGAGCGUCGCUCGCCGCUGUCCCCCCCAACCGCCAAGGCCCUCCUCGACGCUGGCUACGUCGUCCGCGUUGAGCGAUCUUCAGAGCGCAUCUACAAGGACGAAGAGUUCGAGGCCGUUGGCGCCGAAUUGGUCCCUGCCGGAUCAUGGAUCAAGGCUCCCAAGGAGGACAUCAUCCUGGGCCUCAAGGAGCUGCCCGACGACGACAUUGACCUGCCUCACACAUACAUCCACUUCCAGCACAUCUUCAAGAAGCAGCUCGGCUGGGCGCCCUCCCUGAAGCGCUUUGCUCGCGCCGGCGGCACGCUCUACGACCUGGAAUUCCUGACUGAGGAGAACGGCCGCAGAAUCGCGGCCUUUGGCUACUUUGCUGGAUAUGCCGGCGCCGCCAUUGCCUUCAUCUCGUGGGCUCACCAGAUCCUCAACCCCGGCGUCCCCCAGCCCCCGGUGCCUCUGUUCGACAGCGCGCCUGCUCUGGUCGCGCAUGUCAAGGCUGCGCUCGAGCCCGCGAUUCGUGCCAACAACGGCCAACUUCCCCGCGUCAUUGUGAUUGGCGCUCUGGGACGAUGCGGCAAGGGAGCCGUGGACUUUUGCCGCGAGGUUGGUCUUCCUGAGGACUCCAUCCUCAAGUGGGAUAUGCAGGAGACUGCCAAGGGAGGGCCUUUCGAGGAAAUCACCACUUCCGACAUCUUCAUCAACUGCGUCUACCUUGGCCCUACUCCCACUCCUCCCUUUGUCACAUUCGAAUCGCUUGCGACCCCAGAGAGACGACUCCGCGUCAUUGCCGAUAUCUCGUGUGAUCCCAACAGCGAGAACAACCCGAUCCCCUUGUACUCCACCUGGUCCAGCUUUGACAAGCCCACGAUCCCGACAUCCAAGCCCGUUGACGGCCCUGAGCUGAGAAUCAUUGCCAUCGACCACCUCCCCACCUUGAUUGCCCGCGAGUCCAGCGAUGAGUACUCUGGCCUGCUGCUGCCGGCCCUGCUCACUCUGGACAAGCGGGAUACUGAGGGUGUCUGGACGAGAGCGGAGAAGACAUACAAGGACAGAGUGGCUGAGCUGCCUUAG
Messenger RNA from Trichoderma reesei QM6a, 1170 nucleotides. Its product is annotated as alanine dehydrogenase. Gene Ontology annotation, cellular component: cytoplasm. Bases 64 to 1170 code for a protein of 368 amino acids. Gene Ontology annotation, molecular function: saccharopine dehydrogenase (NAD+, L-lysine-forming) activity. The transcript has 3 exons. The record is from RefSeq and is a predicted model, not a curated record. Lineage: Eukaryota; Fungi; Ascomycota; Sordariomycetes; Hypocreales; Hypocreaceae.